GCUGACGAUAUAAUGGCAGAAGACCAGGCUCAGUUUGAUGACUCCAUCUUGUCGGAAGAUACAGCUUCCGGUUUGUCGCCAAAUAUUAUCAGACUUAUGAGGCUGUGUGGUCACAAUACUACACCCUACUCUAGCCACGCCUUAAACGAGGCAGUUCACCAAGCUUGUCGUUUAGGCCACGCCGAUCUACUCCCGUUCCUCCUCCAAGAUGGCGCCCGACUGGAACUCAGAGACGCCAACGGAAACACUCCUCUUCUCAUUUCCUCCGCUAGCGGUUUUCCGAGCAUUGUGGGUAAACUCUUGAGCAUGGGUGCUGACGUCAAUGCUAAAAAUAACAAUGGAGAUACUGCGCUCAUGCUGGCGACGUCAAUGGAAGUAGUGCGGUGUUUGCUUGGAGACACACGCCUACACCUAGAUGAACAAAACUCGACUGGGAAUACUGCUUUAAUGUCAGCCAUCAGCGCGUUACAUCUCCAGAAGGUGCAAUUGCUGAUCAAUGCUGGAGCUAACCCAGAGACAGAUAAGUUAAACAACUCAGGAGAAAGUGCUUUGGUGAUUGCCCAACAAAGGGGAUUGCGUAAACUGCUGGGGUUGCUGUAUCGCGCCUAUUUGCUCAAGGUAAUUCCCUUGCAUUUAGCAGACGCCGAGACUUGCAUGACGUUACUGAAGUAUAAUUUAUCUGAAUGGAAAGACUUCUUAAAACUUCGGCCUGACGUUGUCCGUCGUGUUGUUCAACAAAGCAUCGAUGUUAGUACAUCUGAUGUAGCGUUUCUUCCAGAGUUUAGCAGGCUGGGGAUAGAUGUCAGUAGUGUUCAGCAGUGCAGGAUGUCUCCCAUACAGCAUAUGAUACACACCGGAAGCUGCGAACAGGCUGAAACUCUUUUAGCUAACGGAGCUGAGGUCACCCACGACGAUCUUGUGCUCGCUGUUCAAGAAAAACAAGUUCAGAUAAUUCCGCUUCUGAUCAACCAUAAGGCACCGGUAAAUAAAUACGAUCGGCUGUGUCGGUUCACUUUCAAAGAUUCUGCUCUUCACCUAGCUUUGAGGAAUUCCAUGUUGGAUACUGCCGGCUUCCUUGUUAACCACGGUGCCGUCCUCGACCCCGAGUGUGCUGUCUUUGAAGCCUUAUGGGACAGGAAAGUGGAGACGUUAAGAUUUCUUCUGAAGGAUUGCGCUGCAACAACUAAGGCUGUUGUUCAAAAACCAGAGACUUUGAUCGAAGCUGUACAGAAGGGAGACAUUCAGCUCAUCCAGCUUCUGUUAGACGCAGGGGCGGACAUUGACGGGGUCUACAGAAAAAGGACUCCUUUAAUGAGCACCAUGCGUAUUGAAGUCAUCAACUUUCUAUUGAGCAAAGGAGCCAAUGUCAAUUUUAAAACGAACACAACACCUUUGAUCAACGCCAUCUCUUGGGAUUAUACCACAAAUAUGCUUUCAAUUUUUUCCAGGAAACUAAGCAGCGAAGAGAUUAUUGAGAACAUUUUGCUAGUCUUAGAAACGUUGCUGACAAAUGGGGCGAAUUUGGAAGGCACCGAUGACCAUGGAAGAACGGCACUGAUAGCAUCCGUCCAAACUAAGUUGAGCCUCGAGGUUCUCAAAUACUUGCUGAAUAAGGGAGCUAACGUGAACCACUCAGACAAUAAUGGUUGGACUGCACUCAACCUUGCAGCGAAGACUCACAAUUUAGCUUUUUCGCACUUACUGUUGAAACACAGCGCAGACGUUGACUUAAAAACAUAUUCUGGUCACACGCCCCUGCACAACGCUAUAGGAAAUAGUCAUCUUGCUGAAUUGCUUCUUGUUUAUCGAGCGAAUGUAAACGCCAGGGACGAGUCAGGAGACACGCCGCUGUUACUUGUGUCGAAUUAUACGUGCGGUUUAGAGCAAAUCGCUAAGCUUCUGAUCGACCACGGCGCCGAUCUCAACAUCAGAAACAAUGCUGGCAUGUCCGCUCUAGAUCUGGCCACCGAAAAAUUCAACACAAGGCUCAUGUGUUUGUUGAUCGAUUCGAAAGCUGAUUUGGGUCGAGAUGACAUGCAACGAAAGUCGAUUCUGUCCAUACUGCUCAGUCAUGAAACCCCCACAAAAAAUGUCCAGAAAACAGCCGCAUACUUGUUGGAUCAAGGGAUUAGUGCAGAUCUAGUCAGGCGAGACAUCAUUCAACGGCUCAUUGAAGCUGGCAAUGACGGAAUUCUGAUACAAAAAUUAAUAAAGUCCGGAGUUACUCCAAUGGACAUUGUUAUAACUAUCUCUGGUUGGCCCGAAACUUUAGUAUCGCCACUUGCUGUUUCCUUAGUUCUAGACAGCCUGGACUUCGCCAGCUAUUUUUUCGACAAUUGGUACUUAACAAAAUCAGACGUCCAACUGAUAUUCAGAAAUAAAAACAUCUUCAAUUACUUGCAAAAACGUAAAGCUAAAACUCUUUCGUAUCUGGAGAAAGUUUCCCGCCAGCCAUUGAGAUUGGAGCUUUUGUGCUUCAUUACCGUCUCGUCUGCUUUAGGUUCAGACCAAGGCAGACGUCAAAGGAUUCUCAGCUCUAAACUUCCAGCCGUAGUGCAGAACCAGCUAAUGUUCUCAAAACUAGAGCACAAGGUCCUAAAACCAGUGUCUGCUGAUGCGCUCAUUAUUUGUUAUGAACUGUUUAUUAAAGAAGUUAUUAUUAAGUUCAGGACAUCGCCUGAUUUGUCUUGAAUUGACACUUACUACUCUGGGGGUAGUACUCACAUUCCCAGAGCCUUUUUUUUUUAAAUUAUUAUAUAAACAUAUACAUUUUUAAUUGAUAUAAAUUCACUUACAAUUUGAGCUAUUGUAUUAAAUUAAGAUAAUGUCAAAAAACAUAGUCCAGGUAGAUGUAUAUAAGACAGUCUUACUCGCCGAUAACAGAAGUUAAUAGAAUGGGGCUUCUGAAAAAUAAAAACACAACUGGAUAUAUUCUAAAUUCGUUGAUCCAUAAACUACCAUUAUGUGGUAGAAUGCGAUAAUAGUACCGGUAAUUGUGUGUCAUAUAUGAAAGCUGCAAUCAUUCUAGAAUCGUUUUUGCAUAAAAAAACAAAAUUCUAUCUGCACAUUACUCGAUACAGCUUGGGAUCAGGCCUCGGACAGGACUCUAGACACUAUUUUUUAGUGAAGAAACAGCGAAACUUGUACCCUAAGUUAUUAUAGGAGUACACCAGUCUUUUAUUUUUUGUCGCAGUUUAUCUGUUAUCUUUCUAUUUCAUUUGGGGGCCAGCAAAUUCACUUCACAUAGGGCCUACAAAUUAUCCAGGGCCGGCUCUUUUGAGAACCACUGUGCUGUAUUAUAUUUGUUUCCAGACUGUAUACCAUAUUUAACAGUAUGUUGUAAACGAGAUAUGUUUUCUACAUUAUUGUUCUUGUUACUAUCUUGUAUUUCUUAUACCGGUAUUUAUACAUUUUAUUUCAAAAACUGUUCUAACAAUUCUAUUAAUAAGUUCAGUGUCAUAUAUAUAUAUAUAGAUGAAUUACAGAAAUGGGAAUCAAAUUGAAGCAUGUCUUUCCACCCAGAAAAAUGUUAGUUAUUAAGAGUAACAAAAAAACUAAAACAAAUUAAUUCCACUUAUCUUAUUCAUGGUAAACCAGUAACACAAACUAAAAACGCAAAAUACCUAGGUGUUAUAAUAAAUGAAAAACUGUCAUGGAAUACCCAUAUUGAUGAAGCUAUCAAAAAAUCAAACAAAGCAUUAGGAUUUACCGUAUUAAAAGAAAUUUCUAUAUAUCAAAUAAGAACAUAAGACUAAAAUGUUAUUUAACCUUGGCCAAUAAUAGAAUAUGCACGCUCAGUUUGGGACCCCUCAACUCAAGAAAACAUUAAGAAACUGGAACAGACACAAAAUAGAGCAGUGCGAUUCAUAACAAACGAAUAUUCACAUUUGACUCGAGUAACACCUUUAGUAAAAUCACUAAAUUUAGAAAGCCUUCAAGACAGAAGACUCAAAAGCAAAGUAGCCACUAUACAUAAAACACUGAACCAUAAUCUUCAAAUACAAAAACAAAAUUUAAUAAAAUACUCAGAAAGCCCCAAAGAUAAAGGCACAUUCCUCGUCCCAUAUGUUAGGACAAAUUUGUACAAAUACUCCUUCUUCCCUAGCGCUAUUAGAGCAUGGAAUGGAUUGCCUGAGCUAGCCAGGAAAACCAGUGACUUGGCAGAAUUUAGGUCACUGGUUAAUAUGCAUGACUAAAUGCUUGACGCGUAGGACGUAAUCAUCUUCUUUUUUGAAGUAACGUCUGUAUUAUAUAAGGUACAUUAACCAAAAAAUGUAUUUGGCCGCAUCGGGCAAACUCGAGGUCGACCAUUAUGUUUAAAAAUCUUUUAUUAUUGUAAAUUUAAUUUUGGCUACUAAUAUAUAUCUAUAUAUAAACGUACAAUACCACCAAGUGACUGAUUCAUUGAUCAAGAAAUUUUUUAAACUGUCGUACGGAUCUUUCUAAACAGUUUCCUUACCUCCUAGGAACUCAUUAAGAACCGGAUUUGACAAAUUGCAACCUGACGACCGCUAUUCGCAUAAAAAAAAACAAAAAACCUCAAGCUUUCUAUCGAACCCUUGUAUUUUAUUUUCGGUUUUCCCCAAAGGCCGCAGUCUACAAAAAACAAGUUUUAAUAAAUCAAUUAUAUAUAUGUGAGUAGGUUUUGGAAGAGCAUCUGAAAUCUAUUUUUAGACAUUGUUAAAGUACAAAUGAAAAGCGACGAAUACUUAGUGAAUUGCACUUUAAGACUUAGACGUGAAUAUUCUUUUUAUUACGGUAUACAACUCUUGUGCUUCUAGCAUGCUCAGAGAGUAAACUCCCUUAUACAACACAUUUUGGGGGGGGGGGGGGCGGAAACAGGUUUCCGUGCUGACUUUAGACGAUUAGGUUAGUAAACACAACUUUGAUGCUCAUGUCAGGAUUGAAAUUCGGGCCCACUUGAUAAGUAGCCAAGCGACUCUUGUCACUUUACACCGUACACUUUAUAGCAAGCCUUAUGUACUGGUAUGUAAUGAUACAUACAAGUCGCUUUAUAUUUGCGUUACCUUCUUAUAUCAUAUCUUAUAUCAUAUCUUAUAUCAUAUCUUAUAUCAUAUCUUAUAUUAUAUCUUAUAUUAUAUCUUAUAGCAUAUCUUAUAGCAUAUCUUAUAUCAGCUUAUUCUGUCUGGUACAACUUUUGUACACAUUAUUUUUAUUAUGUAGAUACUAGGAUCAAAUUGAAAUUUUUAAAAUUUUGUAUCUUAUAUUACAAUUUUUUUUAUUUUUUUUUUUUUGAAUAGAGAAAAUAUAAACAAUCAAAUGACAAUAAUGUAGUUCAUGUUUUCAAUUGUAAAUCAAUCUACAAAAGUUUGUAAGAGAGGUGUAUGUUAAAAAGAAUAAUGAAAUUACAAUCAAUUAGUGGUCAUGAAUUUAUGUUAUUUAUAUAUAGAAUAAAAAAGAAGCGCAUUCCCAAAGAAUUAAUGUAUGGCAGCGUGUUUUUUUUUAUAGUUAUCCCCCUUUGAUAAGAUUUGUUUGUUUUUUUAAUAUAUAUUUUAUACAUAAUUUUGUUUUUGUUUUAAA
Messenger RNA from Biomphalaria glabrata, 5541 nucleotides. RefSeq names its product putative ankyrin repeat protein RF_0381. The transcript has a single exon. The record is from RefSeq and is a predicted model, not a curated record. Bases 13 to 2691 code for a protein of 892 amino acids. Lineage: Eukaryota; Metazoa; Mollusca; Gastropoda; Planorbidae. Gene Ontology annotation, cellular component: nucleus; cytoplasm. Gene Ontology annotation, molecular function: protein binding.